AUGACGGACAAAGCAAUUGGUGAUUUCGGCCUCAUCGGUCUGGCCGUUAUGGGUCAAAACCUCCUCCUGAAUGUUGCCGAUCAUAAGGAAUUCAACGUCGUGGCUUUCAAUCGUACCGUGGCCAAGGUCGAUCGAUUUAUGGACAAUGAGGCAAAAGAUUAUAAAAACAUCGAGGGAGCUCAUUCCAUGGAAGAGUUCGUGCUGAAGCUCAAGAAACCCCGUCGCAUCAUGCUUCUUGUCAUGGCCGGCAAGCCAGUUGAUGACUUCAUAACCGCUCUACUACCUUUUGUCGAAAAGGGUGAUAUCAUUAUCGACGGCGGGAACUCUCACUUUCCUGACACCAAUCGCCGAACACGAUCAUUAGCCGAGAAGGGUAUUCGAUUCGUUGGCACGGGUGUGUCUGGUGGCGAAGAAGGUGCUCGUUACGGGCCCAGUCUUAUGCCUGGUGGCAAUGAGGAAGCAUGGCCCUAUAUCAAGGAUAUAUUUCAAUCCAUUUCUGCCAAGAGUGACGGUGAGCCUUGUUGUGACUGGGUAGGCGACCAGGGUGCUGGUCAUUAUGUCAAGAUGGUCCACAACGGCAUCGAAUACGGAGACAUGCAACUGAUUUGCGAGGCAUACGACAUCAUGAAGCGCGGCUUGGGCCUCUCUGCGAAAGAGAUGGCGGAUGUGUUUGCGGAAUGGAACAAAGGUGUCCUCGAUUCUUUCCUCAUUGAGAUAACCCGUGACGUUCUCCGAUUUGACGAUGACGACGGUACACCAUUGGUGGAAAAGAUUCUGGAUUCCGCGGGCCAGAAGGGUACAGGCAAAUGGACAGCAAUCAACGCUUUGGACCUUGGUAUGCCCGUGACCUUGAUUGGCGAGGCUGUCUUCGCAAGGUGCCUGAGCUCUCUCAAGCAAGAGCGUGGCCGUGCGGCAGGAGUACUUGCCGGCCCGACGCCUAAAUUCGAUGGAGACAAGAAAAAGUUCCUCGCCGACCUCGAGCAAGCUUUGUACGCCUCGAAGAUCAUCUCCUAUGCUCAAGGUUUCAUGUUGAUACAGAACGCUGCCAAAGAAUACAAGUGGAAGCUCAACAAACCUUCAAUUGCACUUAUGUGGCGUGGUGGCUGCAUUAUCCGAUCAGUGUUCUUGAAGGACAUUACUUCUGCAUACCGUAAGAACCCAGACCUUGAGAACUUGUUAUUCGACGACUUCUUCAACAAAGCCAUCCACAAGGCUCAAGACGGCUGGAGGGACAUUGUCAGCAAGGGCGCGUUGUGGGGUAUACCUACACCCGCUUUCAGCACUGCUCUUAGCUGGUAUGAUGGGUACCGCACGAAGGACCUCCCAGCAAAUCUUUUGCAGGCGCAGAGAGAUUACUUUGGUGCCCACACAUUCAGGAUCAAGCCCGACCAUGCCAGCGAGAAGUAUCCUGAAGGUAAGGAUAACCACGUCAAUUGGACCGGCAGAGGCGGCGAUGUGUCGGCGUCCACCUACCAAGCAUAG
Messenger RNA from Letharia columbiana, 1482 nucleotides. RefSeq lists its product as uncharacterized. Bases 1 to 1482 code for a protein of 493 amino acids. The transcript is spliced from 5 exons. Gene Ontology annotation, cellular component: cytosol. Gene Ontology annotation, biological process: pentose-phosphate shunt; pentose-phosphate shunt, oxidative branch. Gene Ontology annotation, molecular function: NADP binding; phosphogluconate dehydrogenase (decarboxylating) activity. NCBI's taxonomy places the organism in Eukaryota, Fungi, Ascomycota, Lecanoromycetes, Lecanorales, Parmeliaceae. The record is from RefSeq and is a predicted model, not a curated record.